AUGCCCAUAAAUUCCAAGGAUGGUAUGGCAACCAUUGCCUGGUCAAGACAGGGGGUCAACAUGUCCGCCUGUGAGAAGAAAGAAACGGCCGGAAGAGAGAUCAAUACAUUCAAGGGUACACAACGGCUUUCUUCGUCAGUUGCGCUUCAGUCUCUUCAGGCCAGGCUACUCACGAUGGAAGAUGAGCUAGCACAUUGGAAACGAAAAUAUUCCUGUCUUGAGGAUUCUUUCAACUCGCAGGCGACCGUUAUCACCGAGUUUCGGUCAUCUAUCCACAACCAAUCAGAUGCGAAUGCGGCAUCAUCCAUGCAGCCGCUACAGACAUGCCUUGAUGAACUCACUUCCCCGUACCGGUCAAACAGUGCUCCCACCAGUAGUACCACCGAUACAUCGGUAGUUGACCAAAUGGCUGCUGAUAUGUUCGCCGACCAGGGGCAACUGACUUGCAAACCCUUCGUGGCCAUUCGAGGAGACAUCAUCGGAGAGCGUCCGUCGGUGUGUCUACCCUACCGCAGUCCGGUAUCUCUCCGUUGCAAGCCAGUUACCAGGCACGGCGACCAGACUAACAGCUAUCCAAACUGGCCCCUAACAUCACCGUCAUCAAUGAACAACGGUCGUGAACGGAGCCCCUCGCCAACCGAUGAAGCUUUUGAUAACGUGCCUGAAAAACAGAUGAUUCGGCCGUCGAAGGACAAAUGGAAGAUAUCACAGAGGCGGAAUCCGAGUCACCCUGAAUCGACUCGGUGGUCCAUUCGAGCAAAGCCGGUCCGGCAGAAGGAUCCGUUUCGAGCGUUCUAUCCGGGUUCAUCGCGGUCGUACUACAUUUGGAGCCUGUGGAAGAUGUACGGGAUCGCGUGGGAUGAUUCCUAUCGCCAGGGGCCUGAAAGAUUGGAGAAAAAACACGUGACCCUGGUGGUCGAACUGUGCGGUAGUCCGUCCGAAGUCGAUCACCUUGAUGGGUUUCAGAUGCGCCAAGCCUUCCCGCUUUGCGUUCAGAUCUCCUUCAAUGACUAUGAUAUCUGA
Opisthorchis viverrini is the source of this 1023-nucleotide messenger RNA. RefSeq lists its product as hypothetical. The coding region runs from base 1 to 1023 and encodes 340 amino acids. NCBI's taxonomy places the organism in Eukaryota, Metazoa, Platyhelminthes, Trematoda, Opisthorchiida, Opisthorchiidae. The transcript has 5 exons. The record is from RefSeq and is a predicted model, not a curated record.